Ipomoea triloba (trilobed morning glory) is the source of this 1576-nucleotide messenger RNA. RefSeq names its product solute carrier family 40 member 2-like. Gene Ontology annotation, molecular function: iron ion transmembrane transporter activity. The record is from RefSeq and is a predicted model, not a curated record. The transcript is spliced from 8 exons. NCBI's taxonomy places the organism in Eukaryota, Viridiplantae, Streptophyta, Magnoliopsida, Solanales, Convolvulaceae. Gene Ontology annotation, cellular component: membrane. The coding region runs from base 35 to 1552 and encodes 505 amino acids. Gene Ontology annotation, biological process: iron ion transmembrane transport.
AGCCAUAGCAAAAGGGGGAGGAGAAAGAAGCUUUAUGAUGAAUGAGCCAUUGCUUCAUCAAGAAAAUCAACGGCCCCCUUUUCCAUCAUCUCUGCUCAUCUAUCUAUAUUUUGGACACUUCCUUUCCAGAUGGACUGCCAGGAUGUGGGAAUUCUCUGUGGGAUUGUAUAUGAUCAAUCUGUGGCCCAAUUCUUUAGUCCUUGCUGCUGUUUAUGGUGCUGUGGAGUCUGCUUCCACAGCUUUGCUUGGACCAGUAGUUGGAAAAUGGGUGGAUACGUUUACAUAUGUUAAGGUUCUCAAGCUAUGGUUGUUAAGUCAAAAUCUCUCGUUUAUCAUUGCCGGGGGUGCAGUGGUUGCGCUUCUGGUUUGGGAAGAUUUGAUGUCAAUCAACUUCUCGGCAUUCAUGUUACUCGUAAUACUGAUCAAUGUCUCUGGAGCUGUUGCAAUGCUUUCCACUCUGGCAGGAACGAUAUUGAUCGAACGAGAAUGGGUAGUGGUGAUAUCAGAAGGCCAUCCUCCUGCACUGCUGACAAACAUGAAUUCGAUAAUAAGGCGAAUCGAUUUGAUCUGCAAGUUAUUUGCCCCUGUCGUUUCGGGGUUCAUCAUAAGUUUUGUCUCCCUAACUGCAUCUGCUAUGGCUCUAGCCCUGUGGAAUAUCGUAUCGGUUUGCCUAGAAUACUGGCUUCUAACAUCGGUGUUCUUUGGGAUUCCGGCUUUAAGAGAAAGCAGUGAAAGAAGGGUCUUAAGAUCCUUGCCAAACAACACAGAAGAACGCCCCUCGGUUCAUCAUGAACAGGAAAGCUCGGUUAAUUUGGAUAGGAAUGCAUCUGCAGAGACAUCUAACAGCAGCUGGUGGAUAAAAAUAAGCGAUCACGUGUCAAGAAUUCCUUAUAUCAGUGCUUGGAAAGUGUACUUGCAGCAAGAUUUAGUUAUCCCGGGAUUAGCUCUUGCGCUGCUCUAUUUCACAAUCCUCAGCUUUGGAACUUUAAUGACUGCUACGCUAGAAUGGGAAGGCAUACCUGCAUAUAUCAUUGGCAUUGCCCGGGGGAUAAGCGCAGCAAUAGGAAUUGCUGCUACGUUUCUGUACCCCGUCUUGCAAUCCCAGAUUUCAACCCUUCGAACAGGGCUAUGGUCAAUCUGGUCUCAGUGGAGCUGCCUCCUGGUAUGCGUAGCGUCCAUAUGGAUGCACGAUAAGCUCGUAUCAGCGUAUAUGCUUAUGGCGGGAGUAGCUGCAUCGCGCCUGGGGCUAUGGAUGUUCGACUUAUCAGUCAUUCAGCAAAUGCAGGACCAUGUUCCCGAGAACGAUCGUUGUGUGGUAGGAGGGGUUCAAAACUCGCUACAAUCUAUAUUUGAUCUGAUGACUUAUCUCAUGGGCAUUGUCAUAUCAGAUCCCCAGGAUUUUUGGGAGUUGAUAUUGUUGUCCUUUGUGCUGGUGACACUGGCGGCCAUUUUGUACAGUAUACACAUCUAUCGUGUGAGGAAGCACCUCUUCCAUUUUGAGAAAUUGCCUAUUAUUGGUAGGCAUUUCUAUUAUUCAAAUAGAGUAAAUUAGAUAGUUGUUUUUCUUUUUUAAUUG